AUGCAACUUACAGCCAUGCAAGUUCAAGCAGUAGCCUGUGAAUGGUGUGGGGGAGGUCAUGUCAGUACUGAAUGCCAAGUUGGAAAUCAAUUCAUGCAGUCCCCUGAGCAAGUGGAUUUCGUAGGGAAUCUUCAAAGACAGCAAAGUAACUCCUACCCUCAUGCCUUUAAUCCUGGAUGGUGGAAUCACCCUAAUCUUUCAUGGUCAAAUCAAAAUGUGGUGAAACCUCCUCCACAAAAUUUCGCUCAACCUGAAAAGAAAUCCAAUUUAGAGGAGCUAAUGACUAAAUUCAUAUCGAGUGCGGAAACAAGAUUUCAGAAUCAAGAGGCAUCAAUUAAGAAUUUAGAGACUCAAUUGGGGCAAUUGGCACAAAUGAUAUCCGUUAGAGUCCAAGGUGUGUUGCCUAGCAAUACAGAGGCGAAUCCAAGGGAGCAAGUGCAAGCUAUUACCUUGAGAAAUUGUAAGGAGCUGAAGGAGGUGGAAAAGAAAACACAAGAAGGAGGUAAGAAAGGUGCAACUCUAGAAACCGAAAAGGAGGAAGAGCAGUCGGAUUCAAGGGAGGAGAAAAGUCAAAAGCCACAAGUACCAUUUCCCAAUAGGCUUAAGCGACACAAAAUGGAAAAGGACUUUGGUAAGUUUCUUGAAAUUUUCAAUAGUUUACAUAUUAACAUUCUUUUUGUAGAUGCUUUAGCCCAAAUGCCACAUUAUGCAAAGUUUCUUAAGGAAAUCUUGGCGAACAAAAGGAAGUUGGGAGAAGUGGCUACAGUUGCAUUGAAUGAAGAAUGCUCAUUAAUCCUUCUCAACAAGCUACCUCAGAAACUAAAAGAUCCAAGGGGUUUUACUAUUCCUUGCACUAUAGGCAGUCUAAGGAUCAAUAAGGCAUUGUGUGAUUUAGGAGCUAGCAUAAAUUUGAUUCCCUAUUUUGUUUUUAAGAAAUUAGGGCUGGGUGAAUCCUGA
This is a messenger RNA of Nelumbo nucifera (sacred lotus), 957 nucleotides long. RefSeq lists its product as uncharacterized. Lineage: Eukaryota; Viridiplantae; Streptophyta; Magnoliopsida; Proteales; Nelumbonaceae. The record is from RefSeq and is a predicted model, not a curated record.